This is a messenger RNA of Diospyros lotus (date-plum), 1422 nucleotides long. RefSeq lists its product as uncharacterized. NCBI's taxonomy places the organism in Eukaryota, Viridiplantae, Streptophyta, Magnoliopsida, Ericales, Ebenaceae. The record is from RefSeq and is a predicted model, not a curated record. Bases 290 to 1177 code for a protein of 295 amino acids. The transcript is spliced from 6 exons. Gene Ontology annotation, molecular function: phosphatidylinositol transfer activity.
GGUAGCGGCCAGGAGUGAUCUCUCUGUCUCUCUCCCUCUCUCGUUUUCAACGUUGCCUGGCUUAAACGGUUGAUGUUAACAAAACCUACUCUUUCCAUUAUUACAUUUCCCUAUAAAUACAGUGCACGAAAGCGGCAUCAAACGAUUCCCCUCUUUGGCCCUGGUUCGGUUGGAGAAAGUAAAGGCCACUCUUCUGAAGACCGAAGCCUCUGUUUACUCUCUCUUUCUAUCUCAUAAGGCAAAAGUCUUGGAGAAAAGAUCUCUUUCUCCUCCCCCUCGCUCUGCUCCCAUGUACUCGUUCUUUCGACAAAAGAACUCCCAGAAUCAGGAGAAUGAUUCUUUGCGGGAUGCAAAGAUCAGUGAACUCAGGGCUGCUCUUGGACCCCUAUCUGGACGUUCCUUGCAGUACUGUACUGAUGCAUGCCUGAGGAGAUAUUUGGAAGCUCGCAAUUGGAAUGUUGUCAAAGCAAAGAAAAUGUUGGAGGAGACACUCCAAUGGAGGUCAACCUAUAAACCAGAGGAAAUCCGUUGGAAUGAGGUAGCUCAUAUAGGUGAGAAUGGUCUAGUAUCAAUAGCAGAUUUUCAUGAUCAGCUUGGGAGGGUUGUCCUUAUAAUGAGGCCGGGGAUGCAGAAAACAACAGCAGGAGAAGGCAAUCUUCGUCAUCUAGUAUAUCUUGUGGAGAGUUCAAUCCUUAACCUUCCUGAAGGUCAAGAACAAAUGGCAUGGUUGAUAGACUUUACUGGAUGGUCCGUGAACACUAACGUGCCGAUAAAAGUUGCCCGAGAUAUUAUCUUCGUUCUGCAGAAUCACUACCCCGAGAGGCUCGGUUUAGUUGUCCUUUAUAGUCCACCAAGAAUCUUUGAAGCAUUUUGGAAGGUGGUGAAGUAUUUCGUGGACCCCAAAACAUUCCAGAAAAUUAGGUUUGUUUACCCAAAGCGUAAAGAUAGUGAGGAGAUCAUGAAGUUGUAUUUCGACGCUGAAAACCUUCCGAGUGAGUUUGGGGGAAAGGCCAGCUUGAAAUAUGACCAUGAACAGUUCUCAAGGCUGAUGACACAGGAAGAUGUUAAAACUGCUAAAUUCUGGGGAUUGGACAGUAGGCAGCUCCACACCCCUAAUGGAAGCUUGGGAGCAGAGGUGGGUCCGGAGCCUGUUACAGUUGCAGCAGCUGUAAGCUGAGUCAGUCAAUCUAAGGAUGUAAGAGCGGUGGAGGGAACUGAAUCAGCAGAUUCAGGCUUAUGUGGAAGCUGGAAAUGAUGUUCAGUCCUUGCCGGGGAUGAAUCCAUUUGCUUGCAUACUCUUAAAGCAUGACAAGAGGUUAUCUUCUUCCAAUUCAUAAAUAGCCUGUAUGAGUAUGACGCCUCCAAAACCUUAAUACGACUAGAACAGUAAUGAUUUUAUGGCUCUCAUUGAUAAGUUGAUGA